CCGGACCGAGCAGGUCAGGCAGCAGAGGGAUGACGGCAUGGAGCAGGCUCCUCCAGAGGAGCGGACCCGUCUGGAGGAGUGGGACCUUAUGAUGAGGGCUCGUCGGGAGUGCACAACGAGGGCAGGGGAGAUGGUGCAGAGGGCACCUUGAUGAGACAGUUUGAUCCAAUGGGGAAGGGGGUGUGUGAUCCUAGCGGUGCUGCUGGGCCGACGAGGCCAUGCCGUGAGGCGGACGGAUCAUCGCGCGCUCCACAGGACGAGCAGCAGUGGUGGAGGUCAAGGAUGCUACAACGGGCGAGAGAUGAGGGCAUUCAGGUCCCUCCCGACCUCGAGGAGGGGCUUGCAAUUGCCCCUGUGGAGGAUAGACAGGCUCGUCACCAAGUGCCGCACCUGACUCAGACUCGCCUUGAUGAAUGGGUUCAAAACCCCAUUCAGUACGACCUGGAUAUGACCUACAUUCGAUUCUUUGUGGGUUGUGGUGUGUCAUUCAACAUCGCCAGAUCGGAGUGGUAUGUGGCACUUCAUGACGCCUAUCUCAGUCAAUUUAGGGUUCCCUACAGGCCGCGUCAGCCACAGUACGAGUUCGUGCGGACGACUCUGUUGUCCAUGUUGUACGCAGAGCUCGACGAGCGCUUGAGGUAUCACCGUGAGUCGUGGUCUGAGGGGGUCACUUUCAUGACUGACGGUUGGUCGACUCAGGCCAACCGCCCUCUCUGCAACUACUUGGUCGCAGGGAGGUUGGGGGCGUCGCUCUACCGGGUGGAGGAUAUGUUUGGCAGGGAGAGGACCGGGGCAGGUUUGUGCCGAAGAUGGAGGGAGCUCAUCCUCGAGAUCGGUGCAGAGCAUGUGGUUGAUUCUGACGGGCGGAGAGUCGGCGAUGUGUGGGGAUUGUUGGAGCGCCUGCGGACCACGGUCGACGGACUGUCGCUUGAUGAGGCUUGUCACAUGCCCAUCAAGGAGAGGUCGGAUAUGCUUUUGACCCCCAUUCAUUGUGCUGCGUACUUGUUGCACCCCAAGUACCGCAGCAUCAACCUUUUGAUGCGUGGGACGACAGAGGAGCCGCUCGAGUACAUGGGGAGCCAGAUUGAGGGUGGUCGACAGGGCCCGCUGAUGACAGUCGUGUGGAGUUCUCUACAGGACUUCCACGACAAGUAUCCCACACCUGCUCAAUGGGGGGGGGACAUUGGGGAUGCGAGCGUGGAGGAGCCCGACUUCGAUCCUUUGCAGUGGUGGAGGGUGCAGGGGGCCAGUCAUCGGGUGUUGCGGAACAUUGCCAUGCGCUGCUUGGGUGCGUGGACCACAGCCUCUCCGUGUGAAAGGAAUUGGUUGACGCACGACUUCGUUCACACGAAGAGGCGCAACAGGUUGGGCGUUGAGCAGUUGGAGAAGCUUGUGUUCUGUCAUUGGAACCUCAAGCUUCUCAAGAGCAGUCACGCGCGCKGGGGGCUUAUUGGGGCUGGUCUCCCGGAGGUUGGAUUGACCGAUGUCGAGAGGAGGGCUGAGGACUUCGCUCGCUACGAGCCGGACGAGAUGGCUCCUGGGACGUAUGACCCGACGGAGGUCGAGAGGGAGGCCGAGCGCCUCAGAAGACAGCCGAGGGACAGACGCUUGGCGAGGGCUGCAGCAGCACUGGCCCACCAGAUUCGUCACCAGGGCGGGGAGGCGGUUCAGGGGGAGGACGUCAUUGAUGAUGAUGUCUCCUGGUUGACGGAGCCUUAUCGAGGAGACGGGUUCUUAGAGGGGGCGGCCCCUGUGACUGUGAGCCCUGCGGGUCGGGUGCUCCCGCCACGAGCGGCGGAUGAUUGUUCAGGCGUCCCUGCCCCCACGCUCGCACCGGAGGCAGGCUCCCACAGCCUGCCUGUGGACGACGCAGACGACAUAUUGGGCGGCACUGAUGCAGACGAUGCGAGCGCGGGAGGGAAUCCCGCAGCGAGGGCCGCUUGUGGGUCUGCCCGUGCGGGAGAGGCAGGCACGCUUGGAGCCGUUGGAGCAGGGCAGGCGUCGCCCACCAGGCACAUGCACGAUCUUCCUUCCCUCGGUGCACGGCCGUCGGCGUCGGGUGCGGUUGGUCAGACUGGUCCAUCUCCAUGCACGGCGGCGGACGCCGAGGGCACGAUGCCCAUCACUGCCGCUGACGACACAACACCUGCGCCUGCCAUCUUUUCGAGCCCCCAUCAUGCAGUGGAGCGCGACUGCGAGGGGAGGAUCAGACGACGACCAGGUUUCGUCGGUCCGCUAGACUGGCUGGAGGCGGGGACGACGGAGAACCUGUUGCCGGGGGGGGCUGCUCCUCGUGAGGGAGGCUUAGACAGAGAGGAGCUCGCCCACGACCUGGCGACUGCCGGGUACUCCGCAGAGAAGAUCAGGGAGGCGUUGAAGGGGUAUCCCGGGCGAGAUAGACGAGGCACGCCUCAACAGGGGAUGCACGCACGCCAGCGAUUGGAUGUUGGCCGCACACGCGCCUCCCUGUCGCUCGCGUGGCCACCUCCGGAUCCCUCCUUGGCAUUGGACAUCACAGGCGCGGGACCGCAUGGGGCUCCCGUGACGGAUACACUGGUGGCCGGUGGAGAGAGCAGCGGUGUACGGGAAUGCGACAUCCUCGGGACGGGUCUUCGCCAUCCAGUUUCACAUGUUGGGGGCAUUGCUCGGACGGCGAUGCCACUCCCACCCAGAGAUCCGUCGAUUGUCAUGGAGCCACUUCGAUCAUUCGUUGGCCGGAAGCGGAAGGCAGGUGGUGCCCUUGGACAUGAGGGCGUGAGAGCGGCGGGUCGAGGCCGAGGGAAAGGCCGACCGCCCGGACGAGGGAGAAGGGAGGGACAAGGCAGGGCUCGAGGAGGUGGCGCAUUGGCACAGAGGACACCUGCAGGUGGGAGAGGGGAUCACGAACGGGCACCGCCACCAGCAUCAUCGACGGGCGAGGGCGAGGAGGGGAUAGCGCAACGCCUCGCCAAACGGAGUAGAGCAGAUGCACCGACGACGACAGCACCCACACCAGCGUCAUCUUCGGGCUCGAGCACGUCGGCUUCGUAAACGGGCUCGAGCACGUCAGCUUCGUCUUCGGGCUCGAGCACGU
Messenger RNA from Chara braunii, 3073 nucleotides. NCBI's taxonomy places the organism in Eukaryota, Viridiplantae, Streptophyta, Charophyceae, Charales, Characeae. The record is from the annotation of a GenBank genome assembly.